AAAUGAGCGUUCAGGCAAGUGCUCUGGUGACCUCCAGGUGGCUCGCGGAAGCGGCCAGGUUGCACCCCCCAAAAAUUCGGAUCCUGGACGCAUCCUGGUACUUGCCCAAAGUGCGGCGUAACGCCAAGAACGACUUCCGCGCGAGACAUAUACCUGGCGCAACCUUCUUCGACCUAAACGAGUGCUGUGAUCGAAGCUCCCCCCUGGAGCACAUGCUGCCCUCUUCCCGCACCUUCGCAGACUACGCGGGCCGGCUGGGCGUGGACGCCGACACACAUGUGGUGGUUUACGACGCAAGCGAUUUCGGCAUCUUCUCGGCACCGCGGGCCUGGUGGAUGUUCCGGGUGUUCGGCCACGGCCGGGUGUCGGUGUUGGACGGAGGGCUGCGCGGGUGGCAGCGUGAGGGACGACCGGUGAGCGAUCAGCCACCAGUCAGACGCGAUACCAGCGAGUUCAAGGCGUCACUCAACCGCAGUUGGGUGAAGAGUUACCAGGAUAUAGUGGACAAUCUCGACUCCAAGAACUUCCAGUUGGUGGACGCCAGGCCGACUGGCAGGUUCCGAGGACUAGACCCUGAACCUCGAGACAACACCGAACCAGGCCACAUUCCUGGCUCCAUCAGCCUGCCCUUCCACUCCUUUCUGUCACCAUCGGGUCACUUCCUGCCCAAGGAGCACCUCUGGGCUCUGUUUUCCGAUGCCGGCGUGGACCUCAGCCGCCCCUUGUGCGCGUCGUGUGGCUCGGCAGUAACGGCAUGCCACGUGGCGCUGGCGGCACACCAGUGCGGGCACCCAGGCGUGUCGGUGUACGACGGCGGCUGGUCCGAGUGGUAUGCGCGGGCUGCGCCACAGGAUGUCAUCUCAGAGGGCCGGGGAAAGCAUCUGUAAUUUGACAGACAUUGAUACUUUAAAUCAGUGGUUUUCAAACGUCAUUGCAGCACUUUUCAAACUUGGAAACGUGAGCUAUACCUUGUUGGGUGGCAAAAUAGUUCGCAAUAAUCAUUCAAUACGGCAAUGAAAUAUGAUGAACCAAUUAUUAAGCUUCCUCACUUUAGCUUUGGAAUGGAGUCACUCCUGUUAAUUACUGUAUAUAGAUGUUAUUAGGAUGCUUAUGCAUU
Corythoichthys intestinalis (scribbled pipefish) is the source of this 1117-nucleotide messenger RNA. Its product is annotated as 3-mercaptopyruvate sulfurtransferase-like. Gene Ontology annotation, cellular component: mitochondrion. The transcript has 2 exons. NCBI's taxonomy places the organism in Eukaryota, Metazoa, Chordata, Actinopteri, Syngnathiformes, Syngnathidae. The record is from RefSeq and is a predicted model, not a curated record. Gene Ontology annotation, molecular function: thiosulfate-cyanide sulfurtransferase activity. The coding region runs from base 3 to 887 and encodes 294 amino acids.